Molecule: messenger RNA, 618 nt
Organism: Scutellospora calospora
Lineage: Eukaryota; Fungi; Glomeromycota; Glomeromycetes; Diversisporales; Gigasporaceae
Source: the annotation of a GenBank genome assembly
AUGGUUUUUAAUAAUUCACAUAAAACAUUUCUUAUUGAAAAAAAUAUUAAAAAAAAUAAAAACCUUCAAGAAGAUCAAUCUGAUCCUGAAGAUUAUGCAUAUUUAACGGAUAUUAUUGGAUGUGUGGUUAUAGACGAACCAACUAAUAAAAUAAAUUGUUUAAUAUGUGAUUAUAAAUAUUCAUCAUUAAAAAAUCAAGAAAUUAAAAAACAUCUUUCUACUAAACAUUCUUAUCUAUGGAAUGAAUUAGAAAAAAGAAAAAAUGAAUUUUUAAAAAUAGAAUACACUGAUAGAGCUCCACUUGAAAAACAAUAUUCAAUUUAUUUAAAAGAAAAAGAUAAAAAUUUUAUUGAUAUACUCGUAAAAGAACACCUAAUUUAUUUUAAAAAAGAUAAUAAUAAAUUUGAAAAAAAAUACUUGAUCAAUUCAAAAAAAAACGAUAAAAUCCAUAAUACAAAUAGAAGAAAAAAUAUUAAAAAUAAUUAUCAUCUUGAUAAAUCAAAUAUAAAUAAUGUUAUAGAUAAUAAUAAUAAUAAUCAUAUAUAUAUUUGUGAAAAUGUUAAAUUAAUAAUAAAAAAUAAUAUACAAAUCACAUCUAAAAAAAUAGUUAUUAAAUAA